AUGGAUGCCUCUUUUCCCAAGUUGGUACUGACCGUGACGCGAAAAGUGAAACGCGGGGCGUUCAGUGGUGAAAGAGACUCCAGCUCGAGUGCAGUGCAGCCAGCUACCAAGAAAAAACGAAGCUCGGAGACGUGGAAAUCGAUCCUCCAUGGGAGAGUUGUGCUAAAAAGAGGGCUGAUCAAGAGAGUUGGAGCGGGGGAGACAAAUAUCUGGCGGGAAAAUUGGAUCCUCGGGCUGAGGUCUCUCCGGCCAUUGGUGAGGUUGCCGACAGCGGAUGCAGAGGUGGUGAGCGGUCUCUUUGUCCCUGGUACGCGUGUUUGGGAUGAGGAGAUUGUUCACAAAUCGUUCAUGUCGUUGGAGGCGACAGAGAUACUGAAGAUCAAGCUAGGAGUGAACCUGGAAAGCGAUGUGAUGGCCUGGGCUUUUGAGAAGAAUGGUUUUUACUCAGUGCGCACAACCUACAGGCUGCUCAAGGACGAGCAAAUGGGGCAGGCCAUGGCUGCGACAGGGGAAGCCUGGGCGUCGGGGAACGAUCGGGCCUAG
Miscanthus lutarioriparius is the source of this 543-nucleotide messenger RNA. NCBI's taxonomy places the organism in Eukaryota, Viridiplantae, Streptophyta, Magnoliopsida, Poales, Poaceae. The record is from the annotation of a GenBank genome assembly.